CGUUGAUACAUGCGUAACAUUGGCGUCUUUUGACAGAAUUCCAUAUUGCUUAGUUGGUACAAAUUGUCGUACACCGGCUGGCCCCUGAAAAGUCUACAGCAGGGUCGUGGGCUUUGAUGCUACAUCAUGGAAAGCAAGCCAUGAAACUUAGUACAGUUUUUUCAUCCUAUAGAACAUGGCAAUCUGGUGACAUACUGGGCAUUUGCACGAGGAACCCCUGCACAUUGGGAUUUUCUAUGAAAGGCCAGAAAGGAACCAGGUUGGAUACAUAUGACAGGAUAUACCUGUCGAUGCUGUUGCCGGCGUUCGGUGUGCUGCUCGUAAAUGGUGCCUCGAUUAAAAUAAGAUAUCUCGUUGUGGACAAAACUUAUGCAUAUUCCACAUCAUGUAUUCCUACAGUUUCUGAACCUUUCCUGAAUGCUUUUCGCGAUAGUGAAGCGGUAACAUGCGUGGUUGGACCCGGCUUACUAAACUCCUGGAUCAGGACCACUUACUUCAUCUACGUUGAUCUGGUGGGAGACCUAUGGAGAGCCUUUGCCAUUCCUAUUCUGCGUGAUGAGUGAUAGCUUCAGCGAAAGUUUC
Aspergillus pseudonomiae is the source of this 582-nucleotide messenger RNA. RefSeq lists its product as uncharacterized. The transcript has a single exon. NCBI's taxonomy places the organism in Eukaryota, Fungi, Ascomycota, Eurotiomycetes, Eurotiales, Aspergillaceae. The annotation marks the transcript as partial. The record is from RefSeq and is a predicted model, not a curated record.